This is a messenger RNA of Colletotrichum godetiae, 2187 nucleotides long. RefSeq lists its product as uncharacterized. Gene Ontology annotation, biological process: eisosome assembly. The coding region runs from base 1 to 2187 and encodes 728 amino acids. Lineage: Eukaryota; Fungi; Ascomycota; Sordariomycetes; Glomerellales; Glomerellaceae. The transcript is spliced from 3 exons. The record is from RefSeq and is a predicted model, not a curated record.
AUGGCGGAAACACGGUCACAAGUACCGUCCACAGCCCACUCGGGAAGAUUAAAGUACGCCGACCCGCGCGAUCUACCGAGCUUUCCAUCCCCCGGUCUCCCAUCUGAUGGAGCUGCCGCCGGAGCUGCCGCAUCUCUAGGCUGGGCUAAUCAGAAAUCAAUUGACCUCUGGAAACCCGAAAAGUCAAACUCUGCAUCAACCGCAGCCAUGCUCGCAAAGGAUUACAAAAUGGCACCAUCGUGGGAACCUAACUCGAGCUCUGCCGGGGCCAAGGCUGCUCUGCUGGCCAGCGCCUCAGCAAAGAAACAAUCCACCACCAACACGACCCCUCCCCCGUCUGCUACCGAGUCUUGGGGCAGCAGCGCUGCGAACCAGGCAUUUAAACAAAGCCGCUCAGUCAAACAACCCACCCAGGCACCCUCUACCGCCGGUCUUGGCUCCCUUUCAGCAGCCCAGAAUGCCAUGCCUGCGUCCAGGAGGACGAGGCCACGAGCCAAAUCGACCCCUGUGCCAAAGGAAUCUUAUCCUGGAGAAUCACGAGCUGCUGCAAACGCUUUGAGUGCCGCCACAGCAGCUCACAGUCCUUCUUUGAAGCCAAAGUCCCCCACUGAAAACACUGGUUCCGUUCCGUACACAAACCUGCCCCGGAGCAUGUUCACCUCUAAGCCCGCUAUCGGACCUGAAGAAGAUGAGAAGAAAAGAGCCGACGUCCUCCACGCCUCUGCGGUGGCCAUGGCCAAAAAGAUGUAUAGCCAACAGCAAAGGAUGGUCGACCAGGCACGAGUCCACCAAGCUGCAGGAGAGACCAGCCCUGACGACAACCAACCCAAACCGUAUGUCAACCUCCAGGAAGCGGCGUACAAGCUAGCGCAAGAACGUUUAUCGAAACUCCACGUGGAGCAUCAUCAGAACCGGGACUACCAGGAGUACUAUGGUAGCAACACCCAAGCCACACCUCAGCGGAGGUUUACUAUGAAGGGGAAACUCAGGCGGCGAUCCUCGAGCGACGGCGACGCUAGUCACGACAAGGAACAAUCAGAGCGCAUUCGGAGAGAAAUGUCCAUCUUCUCCUCCAACCUGACCAAGGUUGACGAGCAGAAGCGGACAAAGGAUCGCGAAGCCCUACUAGCAGCCGCCCAACGCAACGUCAAGGCCCGCCUACAGGGCAUGGACGACAAGAUCUCGGCCGAGACGGGCAUGGUAGCACCCAGUCGGAAGAGCGACUGGGAGGCCAAGGCCCAGAUGGCCGCCAUGGCCAAGCACGAGUCUAUCAACGUGAACAGGGGUAAGGUCGACAUUGGUGGCGGCAUGUUCAUGGACCCUGCGGCAGUCGAUGAGAUCGCCACAAGGAGAGUCCAGCCCGUGCUCGACGAGAUCAACGAGAAGGCGGCCAUCGAACGGGAGCGUCAAGAGAUGCUCAAGGCCGAGGCGGAAGCGAAGAAGAGGGACGAGGAGAAGCGCAAGGAACGUGACAGAGAGGUUAAGGAAAUUAACCGUAAGGUCAUUGCGCAAGAGAAGCAGGAAGAAAAGGAGAAGCGCCACCGCGAGAAGCAAGAGCUCAAGGCCAAGAAGGAAGAGGAAAAGGCCGUCAAAGCCGAGGAGAAGCGCAAAUCCAAAGUUCCCGAGAUCACGCCGGCCGACUCGGCCGUCGCCGCAGCAGAACCCAGCGAAGUCUCACCCGUGAGCGACGACCAGGGCGUCAACCGCGCGGGACAGCAUAAGCCUGGAAAUAUCAACACCAAUAGAGAAAGCUCCGGCAGUGAUAACCCGCGCUCACCGAGCGACAGCGGCUCACCCACGAAUAAGAUGAAGAGCUGGCUCAAGUCGCGCUUCGGCCGACCGCGGGGCCGGUCUGCGGCCGGGGAGAGCGCCGAGGAGCGUGGUUUCAUCGGCGGUGUUGCGCUCACGAGGAUCGCGAACGAGAGCGUGACUAGUCUUGGUGAUGCGCGGUCGGCGAGCAUGAGAGAGGUUGCUAUCGCCGGCAAGAGCAGCGAGACGACGUCUAGGUCGGUGGGACAUGAGGGUGAUGUAAGCCCCGUGAGCUCUGAUGCUGAGUCGGAGCACUUUGUCGAGGCGAGUGACGACCUCGAGGGUCCUGUGUCGCCGCCGGCUGCUAUCCGGGAUCCGAAUACGCACAAGACGCACAGCCCGACGCGGGAUUCGCGGUUCCGAGAGAAUCUUGAAUAG